AUGGAAACAGACGUAAAGGAAAAGUUGGAUAUGUUCAAAGACGCUUUCUUCCCACAACCUCCUGAAGUGGACCUGACUGACGUCCGAAACUACAAGUAUCCAAGCCCAAUGCAGCUCCCACCGAUCACGCGGCGGGAGGUGACAGAAGCAAUCCGACAUAUGCCGGGCAAAAAGACACCGGGAAAGGACACUAUCCCAAGCCACCUGCUACGCCACAUCUCACCAUACAUCGCGGAACCCCUCGCGACCUUACCAAGCGUGCCUCCGGUUACACUACUGCCCCCAACACUUCCGAGAAUCGGUCACAGUAACGCUCAGGAAACCGGGGAAAGGCGACUAUAG
Messenger RNA from Aspergillus luchuensis, 342 nucleotides. RefSeq lists its product as uncharacterized. Lineage: Eukaryota; Fungi; Ascomycota; Eurotiomycetes; Eurotiales; Aspergillaceae. Bases 1 to 342 code for a protein of 113 amino acids. The transcript has a single exon. The record is from RefSeq and is a predicted model, not a curated record.